AUGCAAGCAAUUAGAACUCAGCGUGGCAGUUUGCCACAGGCCAGCACGCGGCUGCCACCGCUGGUGCCCCGCCCACCGCCCCUGCCUCGGCGACGUGUUGUGCAGCGUCGCCCGCGUGGCGCCGCCGGCGCCGUCGACCCCGCACACGGAGCCGCGGGCGCCGAUGGCGUCGCCAACGGCGACGGCGGCGGCGACAACGCUGUGGACGGUAUCGUUGUCGAGUUCUCCCACAACGUCUUUGAGGCCCUGCCGCCCCCACCAAACGUUGGGCGCAAGCGGCAGGUCGCCGCCCUCGUGGCGGGGGCGAUGAUCGAGUUUACAGCGACCGGGGCCGUGGUGUGGGCGCCCCUGGCCGCGGCGCUGGCGGUCAUUCUGCUGGCGCCCAGCCGCCGCCAGCUGCAGCAGCGGGAGGCGGAGGUCGCCGCGCUCGCGGCGGAGCGGGCGCGCGUCGACCUGCUCAGCCGCAUGCCCGUCACGCCCGCGGAGGCCGCCCAGUGCAGCGCCGAGGCCGUCAGCCGCCCGCAGGCGCGUGCCGAUCUGCUCGCCGGUCCUGUCAGGCAGGCAGCGGGGCGCUCUGCCCAUGUCGCUGGGGUGUCCCUGGCUGUGCUGAUGGUUGGGUGCGCGCAGGACGCCAUCGCCAACGCGGCGCCGCGGGGGUGGACGCUGGCCAUCAGUGACGUCAGUCUGGGCACGGACGCGGUGCAGCUGUCCGACUUCCAGGCGUACGGGGACCCGGCCACGGGGCGGCUGACGGCGGUUGACUGCAGGAUGGUGCUCAACAGCGACACAAUGAAGGUUGUUGUAAGGGGCUCCUCGCCGAUCGCUGCUUUCACGGCCACCGUGUCCGGCAUACGCAUGGCGGGCGACCUGCGCAUCACGCCGCGGCUGGACCAGCGGAUUCUGCUGUGGGGCUUCAAGCGCGCGCCUUCCACCAACGUGAAGCUCGCGGUCAAAGGGCCCAUCGGCGGCGCUGACCUGUCGCAGUUCCAGUUCAUACAGGCCGUAGCCACCACCAUCAACCUACACAUCGAGUCCCUGGUCGGCCUGCCCCGCACGCUCGGCCGCCGCCGCGCGACGACGCAGCUGGCGGUCGUGGCGGUCGAGAACAUCAGCAAGCAGCGCGCCGCGACGGCGCGCGAGCUGGCCGUCGGGCCGGGCAGCAGGCAGGUGGCGGUGAUGGAGACGGUCAAGCUGGAGCUGCCGCGGAAGGAGGGGCUGGUUCGGUUGGAGCUGCGUGACCUCAGCGCCGGCGGCCGCCGGCUGGGCACCGCGCUGCUGUGGGUGUCGGCCGCGCCGGACGGCUCGACGCUGUUCUGGGGGCACUCGCGGUCGGGCGAGGCGCUCGCGCGGCGGUGGGGGCCGAGCGACCGCCCGUGGCGGGUCUCCCUGCCCCUGGAAGGGGAGGGUGUCGGCCGUCUGGCUGAAGUCAAGCUGGGGGUGGGCGUGGAGCCCUGGACCUACAAGCAGCCGCUGGUGCCGACGUCGUACCGCUCCACCGGGCCACACACUGUGGUGCUGCAGGUCGUGGAAGCUCGUUAUUUGGGCGGCCAGCCGGGGCCGCCGCCGGGCGUGGGCAGCAACCCGUUUGUGCAGCUGCAGUAUGACCAGUCAGCGUACGCCACGGCGGUCGCCUACGGCACGACGAGCCCCGUCUUCCUGGAGACGUUUGCCUUUGCGGAAAACGCCAGCAUGCUCACGCGCCGCGUGCGCCUGGAGGCGUGGAGCGCGCCGCCGGCG
Molecule: messenger RNA, 1737 nt
Organism: Monoraphidium neglectum
Lineage: Eukaryota; Viridiplantae; Chlorophyta; Chlorophyceae; Sphaeropleales; Selenastraceae
Exons: 10
Source: RefSeq, a predicted model, not a curated record